AUGAGCGCAGAACCUCAACCUCCAUUCCACAAACAACUUUUUGAAUGUACAGCUGUGGUGCUGAGCAUCAUAAAUAAUCGGGAGCCAGUUGAAUCGGUUGACCUUGGCCCCCUCACAGAAGGCCUGAUCUCCCUGCAAGAUACACUACUGGGUUCCCUACACAUUUCUGAUUCUAUGCUUGAUCCAUUUUAUUUGCUCUGCCUUCUCCCUUGCAAGGCUUUCAAGGAGCAAAUUUUGCCCGGCUGCAAUAUCUCAGUGGCCGGAUAUAAACUCCGUCAACUACAAGAUGUGUUGUUGGCGUUAUUUCAUGCGCUUAGCACUUAUCUCAGCAUCAUACGCUGUGCUCGGGGUCAGUUUGAUGGAAAUACCAAGGCACGAUGUAUGGAUUGCCUAUCUCGUGCAGUUGAUGACCUUGGGAAGCACGAGACGCAUCUUAAAGGCCUCAAAAGCCUCGAUCUAUCUGUUUUACUUCAGAUAACUGCUACACAGACGUGCCUACUAUUAUACAAGAAUCGCCUCCGUGACUUUGAAAUUGGCUCUUUACCAUCCACCUCACCCUUCUGUGAUUGUAUUAGCCGUGGCAGUAAUAGGACCUCCUCUUCGCCAAAUGAUAUCAUUAUAAUCCGACUUGGGGAAUCUGCGAAGAACCGCCUCGCUGAGUAUGGUGAAUUAUUAUUGCAGGAAAUCUCUCAAGGACAUGCGAGAAAAGAAGACAUUUCAGCGAGGUAUAAGGUGGUCCAAGAACGUUUUGAACGUGCUCUUAAAGAUCUUCGGCGUGAUGAAGAAUUGGAAUUAUAUGAAACACUGACGAGGGGAUAUCGACUCGAUUUUACGUUGCCUUAUGCAGAAAUGAUGCAUCCUGACUUAUGA
Aspergillus chevalieri is the source of this 870-nucleotide messenger RNA. RefSeq lists its product as uncharacterized. The record is from RefSeq and is a predicted model, not a curated record. Bases 1 to 870 code for a protein of 289 amino acids. The transcript has 2 exons. Lineage: Eukaryota; Fungi; Ascomycota; Eurotiomycetes; Eurotiales; Aspergillaceae.